Ricinus communis (castor bean) is the source of this 2034-nucleotide messenger RNA. RefSeq lists its product as uncharacterized. The transcript has 6 exons. The coding region runs from base 238 to 1791 and encodes 517 amino acids. NCBI's taxonomy places the organism in Eukaryota, Viridiplantae, Streptophyta, Magnoliopsida, Malpighiales, Euphorbiaceae. The record is from RefSeq and is a predicted model, not a curated record.
UCUAAGGAAUGAAAUAGCUUCAAGGAAGAGCCAUUGUAAAAUCGCGGAGAGCUGAGGAAAGAGGAACAGAAACAGAAACAGGAAGAAAGGAGUAAGAGUAGGAGUAGCAGGAGCGUGAUAUUUUGUUAUUCGAAAGAUUCUCUCCUAAAAAAAUCUUUGAUUCUUACCGAGUAAACCGCCGAUUCUCAAAAAGAAAAAUAAAUAAAAGGCAAGGAUUUUGAACCAGAAACAAUUAUAAUGGUUCAGCUAAUGAACAAUUCUUCUACUAGAAUUAUAAAGAAAUCACCAGUCAAGCUCGAACUGGACGAUUCCUCUUCAUUAGAAGAUCAACUAGGUCCGCUUCACAAACGUUCAAAACUUGACUACUCUUCCUCUUCCUUACAGAUGAUACCAGCUGCUUCUUUGUCUAAUCCACUUGAGGAGCCAAGCCCUUUAGGUUUGCGUCUCAAGAAAAGCCCUUCCUUUUUGGACUUAAUACAAAUGAAACUUUCUCAAGCAGCAAAUAAUCCCAAUAGCAAGAAAGAUCAAAAGACUGCUGUUAUUACUGCUACUGAUAAGCUCAAGGCAUCUAAUUUUCCUGCUACCCUUUUGAGAAUUGGGAAUUGGGAGUAUAAAUCAAGACAUGAAGGAGAUUUGGUUGCGAAAUGUUAUUUUGCAAAGCAUAAGUUAGUCUGGGAAGUUCUUGAUGGCGGUCUUAAGAAUAAGAUUGAAAUUCAGUGGUCUGAUAUUGUGGCUAUCAAGGCUAAUUUUCCCGAUGAUGGACCUGAAACUUUGGAUGUUGUGUUGGCUAGACAGCCGCUUUUCUUUAGGGAGACUAAUCCACAACCUAGGAAGCAUACUUUGUGGCAGGCUACUUCAGAUUUUACUGGUGGACAAGCUAGCUUACACAAGCAACAUUUUCUGCAGUGCCAACAAGGCUUCUUAGGAAAGCAUUUCGAAAAACUUAUUCAGUGUGAUCCUCGUCUCAACUUUCUUAGUCAUCAGCCAAAAAUUUUGUUGGAAUCCCCGUACUUUGAGCAAAGGCUUCCUCAAUUUGGUGACUUGAAUGAAUCUGCUGAGGUGCUCGAGCCAAAAGCUGAGGAGAGACCUGCUGUCUUUGCUUUAGGGGAUGCAGCUUCUCCAGUUCUUUCAUCUUCCUUGAGUGAUGAACACCAAUUUUUCAUUGGCAGGACCCCAGAAAGUAUUUCUAGGGAAACUCCAUCGCCUAGCUCAGAUGCCUAUGGAAUCAAAGAAUUCAGGAGUCUCAGAGCAGACAGACAGAUGACGCCAAGCCAUUGGAAUCAAAUCAAGGUGCCUGGACUUCAUCAAUCCAUGUCGAUGAGCGACUUUGUGAACCACAUUGGGCAAUGCAUUUCAGAACAGAUGACCACCGGUAAUCCUACUAUUUUGGAUGAUGAGACAAAGUACAAUGACAUUCUGGAGGAGAUUACUCAAUACUUGCUCAGCGACUACCAACUAACGUCAGCAUCAGACGAGCAGUCCCUCAUGUCAAGGGUCAAUUCUCUUUGCUGCUUACUCCAGAAGGAUCCUGGUUCAGCACGAAAUUUACAGGCUAGGAGUAGCAUUGAUCUUGAAAUAGAUGGUGAUGGGAGAAAAGGUGAAGCUAUAUCCAAUACUAUGGCAGCCUGCCAGAGUAAAGCUGCAGAUGGCUUUCCAUUGCCCGAGGAUCAGUUGGAUAAUGUAUCUAGCUGCAAGCAGGCACCGGCUAUGUCGAGGAAGGAUUCAAUUGGGGACCUGCUGCUUAAUCUUCCAAGGAUUGCAUCCCUACCCCAGUUUUUAUACAACAUAUAGGGAGAAGAUUUAAAUAAUCAAGUGGAAUGAAUGCCGAAUUCUGCUGCUGUCAACUGACCAUAGCUGGGAAUUAUCUGGUGGGAAUUAUCUCAUCGGAAUGUCAAUAUAGUGCUUUUAGUUUUUGUAAAUUUGUAGCGGUUUUGAGGAUUUAGAGAUUUAAUAUUGAUGAAGGAUCCUCCUAUGUUUAUAGUAGGAAAGUGUUGGCGCUUUAUUUGUACAUAAUUCUGAUAUCUUAACUGUUCA